CCCCGGAAGAGCGCGUCAUCUUCCGCUUCUGCAUCUGACGUGUCGAAAACAGUUUCACACUGGUGGUGGAUUUUUUUUUCUCGGUGGGGGAUUUAUUAUCUAUUGAAGUAUUAUCUGUCUAGAUUCCUGGUGGCAAGAUGCUAGAUUUCUUCACCAUCUUCAGCAAAGGGGGGAUAGUGUUGUGGUGUUUUCAGGGAGCCGGCGUCACUGAAUCCUUCACUGGGCCUGUCAACGCUUUGAUCCGCUCCGUGAUCCUUCAGGAGCGAAGUGGGAACAAUUCAUACACUCACGAGGCCCUGAGUCUUAAAUACAAACUCGACAAUGAGUUUGAGUUGAUUUAUGUGGUGGGUUUUCAAAAGAUCCUGACGCUGACGUAUGUGGACAAGUUCAUAGAUGACGUUCAGCUCCAUUUUAGGGAUCGUUAUAAGAAUGAGCUGGAGCAAAAGGGCGCUCUGAAGCUGCUCAACAACAACUAUGAAUUCGAGGAUGACUUCAAGAUGCUUCUUAGGGAGGCGGAGGACAGCAGCAAAGCUAAAAGCCCCGGCCACAUGCGGACCUUUAAAGAGUCUGAGAAAUCCCAAAAAACUGUGAAGUCGAUGAUCGAAACAAAGGGUGGGGACAAAACCAAGGAACGGAGUGGCAAGAAGAAUAAAAAUACCAAAAAGGAGGCUCCUGCAGCUGAGCCUGUCAAAGCAGAUCAAGGCAAGACCUCAUCCUCUGGGCAGAAGAUGGUUGAGAAUGGUAACCAGGGCUUGACUGCUGACGAGAUUGUGCAGAAGAAUAUAGAGGAAUUCGUUCGCAAGCGCCUGGUGAGACCUACUGAAAAACCCAGUAAGUCCCCGAAGCCUCAGAAGCCUAAGGAGAAACAAAAGCGUGUUUGGGACAUGGGUGGUAGCAGGUCCGAGAAACUGGACUACAGUGGAAGGAAUGGAGAUGGUUCCCCCAAUGGUGGCGAACAGAAUCCAGAAGGACAAAUUGACCUGGGGAUGCAGCUAAGCUCCAUGAAGGGUGACCUGCUGUAUGUGGACUAUGAGUCCAGUAAGGAAGAGGAGCUGGAGAUGGAGGAGGAAGAGGAAGAGGAAGAGGAGAGGGUGGUUGUCAAUGAAACAACCAAGACAAUCUCCAAAAAGGGUGGCAGUUUUGGGGGCAUGUUUGGGAUGCUGAAGGGCCUGGUGGGGUCCAAGAGCCUGACCCGGGAGGACAUGGAGUCAGUACUGGAUAAGAUGAGGGACCACCUCAUCGCAAAGAAUGUAGCAGCCGAAAUUGCCUCCCAGCUCUGUGACUCUGUUGCCAAAAAACUGGAAGGCAAAGUCAUGGGCACAUUCACCACUGUGGCCUCAACAGUAAAGCUGGCCCUGCAAGACUCACUGGUGCAGAUCCUGCAGCCCAAGAGAAGGGUGGAUAUUCUGAGAGACGUCAUGGAGGCGCAGAGCCAGCGAAGGCCUUUUGUCAUUACUUUUUGUGGUGUCAAUGGAGUUGGAAAGUCCACCAACCUGGCCAAAAUCUCCUUCUGGCUGAUAGAGAAUGGUUUCACUGUGCUGAUCGCAGCCUGUGACACGUUUCGUGCCGGGGCAGUGGAGCAGCUCCGCACACAUCAGCGCCGCCUGAACUCGCUGCAUCCUCCAGAGCAGCAUGGAGGACGGCCGGUAGUCCAGCUCUAUGAGAAGGGCUACGGGAAGGAUGCUGCUGGAAUUGCCAUGGAGGCCAUUGCCUAUGCCCGCAACCAGGUCUUUGAUGUGGUGCUGGUGGACACUGCUGGGCGUAUGCAGGACAACGCCCCCCUAAUGACAGCCCUGGCCAAACUUAUUGCGGUCAACAUGCCCGACUUAGUGCUGUUUGUUGGAGAAGCUCUGGUGGGCAAUGAGGCUGUUGACCAGCUGGUAAAGUUCAACCAGGCUCUGGCAGACCACUCCAUGUCUGACAGGCCUCGCCUCAUUGAUGGAAUUGUUCUCACUAAGUUUGACACUAUAGAUGACAAGGUCGGUGCUGCCAUCUCCAUGACUUACAUCACUGGCCAGCCUAUUGUGUUUGUGGGCACAGGGCAGACCUACAACGACCUGCGAAGCCUCAACGCCCGCGCCGUGGUCAGUGCCCUGAUGAAGGCUUAACUGGCUGCAUGUUCUGCUGUCUAUUCAUCGUCGCAAUGAAGCCAACAAUACCUUUGCCACGCUGCCGUGAGAUGUUCCAGCCCUGCUACCUUUGUGUAUCUCAUCCUCCUGUCCUGCCCUCUGUACUUUGCGUUAAAUGAAGAACUCAUGUCAUGCACAGGAAUUCAUUCUCCCAGUAAAGGACAAGUGUGACAGAACAUUUUGCAACAAAGCCAGAGGGGCCUCCCUUUGCAUCAGUUCUAAAUCUUUGGGCCUACAUUUAAAAAGUACCUCAGAUCAGAGUUUUGAAACAAUGCAGUCACAUCCAAAUGACAUUUUAGCAGACUAAAUGGACCUAGGCUGUAAAUGUCAUCAGUUUACUGGUUUACACAGUAAAGACAAAAAAAAAAAUAAUCCCCCUACCUGGCAUUUUGUCAGUCAGUUUUCCCCUCUUCAUGUAAAUGAGGCCAGGUCGUGAAGGCUUGCUGAAUUUGACAUUUCAGCAGCUGCCUGUGCCUGAGGAAAGCUUAGUGACCAUAGUGCCUAUCGUCUCCUGGUUUCUUAGUUAACACUUUCACUACCUGGGUGGUUAUCUAUCAAGAGAACCAUGGCAGUUCGGGUCAGGGUCCCACCAGUGUUGAGAAGCAGUCUGAAUCUGUUAUUUCUAAUUGUUCAUUAAGUUGGCAUGGAUAUCAGCACGUAUGGAGUUAAAAGAUGUUACUCCCCUGUCAAAAAUGGAGAAAGAAAUCAUGUAGUAGUGAAGAUGAGGCUUAAUCAAGAUUGGCUCUUUUGUUAAAUGGGGCAGUUCAUCAACAUCUCCCAAACAACUAUGGUACGCUAUUUCUGGUUGGAUUGUUCAAAGUCAUCUCCAAGAGCUCCUUGCCUACCUAACACACACACAGUUAACACAUUUUCAUUACAAAAUGGAGACUUUGAUUCCUGAGUUUAUAGUUGAUGAAAAAUGGAAAGAUAUUUUUUAAAUUAAUUUGUUUGGUUCUUACAGGUUGCCUGUAGAUUUUCAGACUGCACCUUCUGUGUGGUCAGGUGAAGUUCUUCGGCCCUUUUUAUUUAUGUUUUCCCCUCUGAUUUUCUCUUCAUUUGUAAGAAGAAAUAUAAGUCUUAAGUAUCUCUAGCCCCCUUUAAUUUGUGGUAGUGCAAUAUGAGAGAAUCAAGAGUUAUACAUAAGAUUUGAGCUAAUUUAUGAUGUAAACAUUUCUAAAUAAAGCUGCUAUAUGCAAUGACA
Messenger RNA from Dicentrarchus labrax (European seabass), 3330 nucleotides. It is a transcript of the gene srpra, whose product is annotated as SRP receptor subunit alpha. The record is from RefSeq and is a predicted model, not a curated record. Gene Ontology annotation, biological process: SRP-dependent cotranslational protein targeting to membrane. Gene Ontology annotation, cellular component: signal recognition particle receptor complex; endoplasmic reticulum membrane. The transcript is spliced from 15 exons. The coding region runs from base 138 to 2108 and encodes 656 amino acids. Gene Ontology annotation, molecular function: GTPase activity; signal recognition particle binding; GTP binding. NCBI's taxonomy places the organism in Eukaryota, Metazoa, Chordata, Actinopteri, Moronidae.